Molecule: messenger RNA, 1490 nt
Organism: Pimephales promelas (fathead minnow)
Lineage: Eukaryota; Metazoa; Chordata; Actinopteri; Cypriniformes; Leuciscidae
Gene: gpr141c
Product: G protein-coupled receptor 141c
Biological process (GO): G protein-coupled receptor signaling pathway
Cellular component (GO): membrane
Molecular function (GO): oxysterol binding; G protein-coupled receptor activity
Source: RefSeq, a predicted model, not a curated record
UUAACCUCUACUGUGGCAAAUAACAGUCAAGAGGUGUUUCCAGAAGGCUCUGGAGGCUGGCUGUUUGACACUGACAGAAGAUUUACACAUGAACUGACAAGCUGACAUCACAUCAUCUUCAGCUCUCUUUAAACCUACAGUGAAUGGAUGAACUGCUUCUGUUACAUCAAACUGUCUGUCUGCCGUCUGCUGAAGUACUAUUGAUAUUCAGUAUUAUAUUGAUAGGGUAAAAGGGUGUUUAGAAGAGUUACUAGGGAAGUGUUUUGAAACUUCUGCUAAUAUUACAGUGUGAAUGAACUGCUAAGUUCAGCUCAUUUAAAACACCACAGAAGGCCAGAUCUUCAAUUCAUUCAUCACCUUUACAGGGCAAAACGUUUAACCAGGAAAAGAAUUGAAAAAGCAGUGUCAGACAUGAUCAUAAACAACAACAACAACACAAACCACACUGGCCUGCCGGAGGACUUCAGAAUUGCUCUUCUGGUCUUAUACACAUUCAUCUUUCUUUCUGGGACUCUUAAUGUUUUACUAAUAUCCUGUAUGCUACAGUCACAAAGACGUCUAUCUUUCACCAAAGUGUCUGUGAUAAACCUAAUAGCAGUGCACUCCAUUUUCCUUCUCACGGUGCCCUUUCGCAUUUACUAUUAUGCUUUUAAUGAAGCCUGGAUUCUGGGCAUGUAUUUCUGCAAAAUUGUCAGUCUUAUGGUCCAUGCUCACAUGUAUCUCGCAUUCAUCUUUUAUGCCUUUCUUCUUAUUGUGCGUUAUGUGGAGCAAUCUGAUACACAGCACAGGCUAGAGUUUCAUCGUAUCCUUCAUGCUACGAUCGCAAGUGCAAUCGUUUGGUUGGUCAUAUUUGGCUCUAUGUUCCCAGUAACUAUGGCUAAAUACGGAAUCGCACAGAAUGAUUCCACUCAGUGCUUUCAAUUCGGUCAGGCUCUCCAUAAGCCUGCUGUGAAGACGUUAAACUAUGUUAUUUGCAUUGUAGUGAUACUGGGUUGGAGUCUGCUGGCAUUGUUCCAAGUUUACUUCCUGCUAUAUGUGAGAAAGAGAUUUGGAAAGGCCAUGUGUCAACAUCAACAGUUCUGGGCACAAUUGAAAAACAUUGUAUUCCUGUCCAUUAUGUUUUUUUGUUUUGUGCCCUAUCAAGGAUUCAGAUUAUAUUAUGUGAGUGUAUAUGGCAAUACUGAAAAACUUUCUCAUAUAAAUGAAAUUUUUCUAGCUGUCACUGCUUUCAGUUGCUUUGAUAUGAUUAUUUUUGCUGGUAGAGAUAUAUGCAAACGUAUUAAUUCAAGGGGAUGGUGUUGCGGUUUAUAAGAACUAUGUUUACUUUAUCUAGUUUCUAUAUUGUUAUUGAUUUAGUGAAUUUACUUUCAUUUUAUUUUAUUUGUUUUUGAUGUGUUUAUGCCUUAUAACAGGGGUUCCCAUUCCCAACCUUUUUUGUGCCAGGGCAUAAAAUUGUCAUUUUUAAUUGGCUUUAUGCCCAGCUGCACUAC